Molecule: messenger RNA, 3810 nt
Organism: Eriocheir sinensis (Chinese mitten crab)
Lineage: Eukaryota; Metazoa; Arthropoda; Malacostraca; Decapoda; Varunidae
Product: serine/threonine-protein kinase par-1-like
Exons: 4
Coding region: 1947-3107 (386 amino acids)
Biological process (GO): regulation of transcription by RNA polymerase II; developmental process
Molecular function (GO): RNA polymerase II transcription regulatory region sequence-specific DNA binding; protein dimerization activity; DNA-binding transcription factor activity, RNA polymerase II-specific
Source: RefSeq, a predicted model, not a curated record
GGUAACAGUUAAGGCAGCAGAAUAAUACUAUCUGGCAGUGGCCCUGGGCGUGACUCGGCGCCCGUCAAGCAUUGCUCCCAAACCUAGGGCUCAAGAGGUGACGCGGCACUUUCCGCCGUGUUAUCAGCGUCGAGCCACAAGUCAUCAGGUUUUGUAACUAAGGCUGGACGUGAAAAUCAGUUACGUUACGGACUCGUCUUUUAAACGUUGACACCUAUGACUUUCAAAUGAGUAGUAAAUAACGAUAUGUAAGUUUAUGAUAAGAGCUGCUUGUUGCUAGGCACUUUAGGUAUUUGCCCGCGGUGAAUGUAGCCCUUUCAGAGUAUUUCCCUUCUCCGUACAUGUAUGUGGCGCCCACUAUUGAACAGGGCAGGUUUCGUUAGGUUAGGUUAGGUUAGGAUAAGAUUAAAUGGAGUUCGUGAGGGUAAUUUUGAGUGGGAGUCACUAUGAGGAUAUUUUCCAGAACACCCCGUGGUUAUCAUCGAAGCUACAGCCCAGCGCCUUCACUCAGGGACCAAAUACCCGUAGAGAGAUUGGGAAUAAGCGUCCCGUCAUCACGAGUGGCUGCGGCGAGAGGAAAUGUUUCAUAACUACAAUAGUCUGCGUGACAUUGAUUUGUUAAUGAUGCAAGGCAAGGCUUAUCUGGCUCAAGAAAAAAAUAAGCUGCCUCGAUGCCGACUCAUGGUAGCGCGAUAUCGGCCUGUCGCUUUUGUCUGAGUCACCUGAGAGUCACCUGAGAGUCACCUGUAUAUCCCGGUGCGUGGCGAGACUCACGGCAUCAGACUCAGGCAGGCAGGCUGUGAAAUGUUCUGAAGAUGUAAAUUUAUGUUAGACCGCAUGAGUGACAAGAAUCUCAAUACAGCCACACCUUUGAAACUGAUGCUGGAUUAUUAUAGUUUAUUGACCUUGAUUACGUUCACUGGCUGGUUUGAGAGUUGUUGUUUUUUUAUUUGAAUGCAAAGUGAAAGCUCGUUUUACUUGUGUUUGUUUGUUUUUAGAUAUGGCACAAAUUUCAACUUUUCUACACUCUACUCUCCCCUUCUGUCACGUUUAUUGUCAUGUUUCUAAUUAUGUUUAUUGUUCUUGAUAGCAUUCACUGCGUGUUCGGAGAGUUUUGUUCUUUUCUGAAUGCAACGUGAUAGUUUCUUUUAAUUGAACUUUUAGAUAAGGCAAAAAUCAACACCUUUCUACACGUUCCCCUCCUCUUCUGUCACGAGCUGCUGGAAGUGGUGAGGCGUGCAGGUGAUGGUGGCGUCGAGGGGGGGAGGUAGAGGAGGAAGGGGGGAGAGGAAGGGGAGGAGAGGAGGGGAGGGGGAGGAACAGGUGAGUCAAGAUGCGGGUCUCACCAUCACUCACGUCAUUAACACAUUGCGAACAUGAUCCAUUACCUACAAAUACUAACAACUACUCACCUAACAUUACCUUACGUUCUCCCCGGCACUAGAAAAGUUUACUAGUUUGAUCUUAUUGAUGUUGUGUUUGAGUCUAUGUUCGUUGUUGUUUUUAUUUGUUGCCGUUGUUGUUUCUCCCUAAUGGAUGUGGGAUGUGGGAGAAGUCGAUUCCUGAGCCUCCCUGUACUCCCAUCAGUCUGGCCGCAUCCUGCACCUCGAUCACUCUUGUCCCGCCCUCCCGAAGGCGAACACGAGGCAACAACAGACACUCAAGCAACAAAGACAGACAAAGACAAACACGAGACAACAACAAACACGAGACAACAACAAACACGAGACAACAACAAACACGAGACAACAACAAACACGAGACAACAACAAACAUAACACAACAACAAACACUCAAGCAGCAAAGCGUCGUGCUACGGAUUACUACUUCGUCUCGUGUUCAGUGAUCGCCGACUCGAAGAACAAGAUCGAGAUGAGACGAAGAGCUUGAAGAUCCUCGAGCCAUCAGGAGUGUCAGUAGACGGAUUUACAUCCCAUGGAAAUUUGAUGAGAGGCAAGAUGACGUCCUCGGAACCUUCUCCAGACCAACUUCAUCCUAAAAACUUCAGCAUCGAGCUCUCAGAGACUUCAUGUGGGGAGAGUCAGCCAUCCCAUGCACCCACGGACGAAGAUAUCAGUGAGUCUAGCAACGAGAGUCACCAACAAGCGAAAAACAGCAGCAUCCCUCUCCCUGACGCCUUACAUUCGCCGUCAGACAUCCUAAAGGGCGACGUGUUACUUCAGGCCGCACAAACCUUGCUGGAAGACGACCCUCAGGAACCCCAAGAACUCUUUCCCACCGUCUUAGGGCCACAAAUACCUCAGGAGCUACUCUUAAACAAUCUCGAGUCUCGCAAACAGUAUCUUCUUCACGACUUGCAGCCUCCGCACAGAGAGGACUACCAAACAGACCCUCAGAAGCAGCUGCCUGAAGACUUCGGAAGGAGCAUCGGAAGCAAAGAUGGUCUGCGUGCCUCUUUCACCCUCCCAGUCAUCGAGGGUUUUCUUGCGCCUCUCCAACAGGAUCUUGCGUCCGUCGGGGAGCUUUCUGCGGACUCCAUUCCUAUGACCCCAAGCCACCUCUCACCCCCGACAGGAUACACAGACGUUACCUACACGCCUGAGGUUCCUACGACGGCAACAACAACGGCAGUCACUCCAAAGAUGACACACAGAUUCAAGGAAAAGAAAAAGAACAAGAGUGUGUACAAGCACGUGCCCCACCGGGAGAAACCUCAACACCUGGUGGCAAGACGCAACGCACGGGAGCGGCGGCGCGUGCACUCCGUCAACGUCGCCUUCACCAGACUCCGCCGCGUCGUGCCCGGAACAAGUGGGCGGAGCAAGCGGGUGAGCAAAGUGAAGACGUUGCAGGGAGCCAUGGACUACAUCACCCACCUACAGGCGCUACUACAAGAGCCUCCUGACCUCUGCGACCAUGACUUCCCGGCCGUGUGUGCGCCGGUCCCCUACAGCGCCUAUCCCCCGGCCAUCAGAAUCCAAGUUUACCGCGAGGCAGCCGAGCCCUUGCAAGACUCCGACUUCGACCCCGCCAGAGAAGAGGACGAGACUCGCUCACGCCGCCCUGCACUGGGAGACUCGACCAACCCAUACUGUGAGGCGUGGUGGGGGCACUCCGAGGCACUCACCACCCCGCCCCACCACUGAACGUGACAGUAAGAUGAACGCCGUAGACAGAUGGGGCAUGGCAAGGGUCCUCUGGCGUGUUCAUCCGUAUAAAUCUAGUCAGGGUUGUUGUAUGGCAUUCCCUAGUCACCCGAACAUAAUGGAAGUCAGACAUUAGAUAAGUAAUUAAGCAUGAGGUAUACCUGCCGCGUUUUCAAGUGCGAUAACGUAGAUUGGAUUCAUAAUGACUAUAACAAAGACUACUGAUACGGAUAAGGGAGGGAUUAAUCUCGUAUUAGUGUUAAGUGCACGGGAAGAGUGUGUGUAAGCAUGCAUAUAGAUCCUUAGUUGACCGUAUAUAUAUGCGCCUUUACCUCCCCGUCUCAUUUUUCUAGUCAGAGGCUUCUAAAACGAGUGGAGGCGGGUAGGCAAGAAGUUCUAUAUUCCGGAGUGAAACAAAUCUGAAAGUAUCUCAUCCAUUAGAUCCACAUAAGGUCAUUGAGUCUUUAGAUGGCCUCUAGGAUCGAUCAGAGUCUGUCCACCACACUCAGGAGCCAGUAUUCCCUUAUGAGCAUAGCGGGACCUCAGUUUGCUUGUUUGAAGAGCCUGUCGUGGAGGUUGCUGGGCUCUCAAAGAACUGUUUUGUGAUCCUAGUGAUAGUUUUACGUGAACCCGGUUAAUUAAUCUUAGAAAAUAGUCGUAAUGCGAGCCCGAUACGUGCGGAAGGAAAGGGGAAGAGAUGGGG